Molecule: messenger RNA, 1593 nt
Organism: Drosophila suzukii
Lineage: Eukaryota; Metazoa; Arthropoda; Insecta; Diptera; Drosophilidae
Gene: Sas-6
Product: Spindle assembly abnormal 6
Biological process (GO): centriole replication
Cellular component (GO): centrosome; centriole
Source: RefSeq, a predicted model, not a curated record
AACUACAAUCGCUAUCGAUAUCGAUAGACCCAAGCCUUUGCUGUUGUUUACAAUUUAAAUAAUUUGAAUAAAUUACGCUUUUCACCCGCGAUAACUGAAAUGUGGCCUCCGGGGAGCGACGAUAGCUACUCCGGCAACAUGGACUACGGCAAGAACGUGGUGAACAUCCUGCCCAGCGUGGAGAUGCUGGUGAGCUUCAAUGGCGACAUGACGCGUUCCAAUAAGCGGGCUUGUUUACUGUACGCGGAGCGGAUGGAUUUCAAGGAGCUGCUGCAACUCCGUUUGGUGGAAAAGUCAGAUCAGCGGCGCAUGUACAUAACCACCGUGGACGGCGCCUCCUUUCAGGAGCUCAAACAGGAUCAGUCGCUGAAUGUGACCUUCUCGGGGUUUCUGGACAAUGUAGUGCGCAUGCUGAAGGACUGCCAGUCGGGCAAACUGGAGCUCCACCUGUCUGGCAGAGAUCAGAACAUCUCCUCCGGCCGAGAAACACACGACUACCAUCUGCAAUUUGUGGAAAUAAGGUCCUUCAAGAACCUGGUUCACCUCAGCCUGCCCUGCCGCUCCGCUCCCCUGAACACCGUGCUAUUCUACAUAAACAAAAUGCUAGAUGCCUCCCAAAAAAAGCAAUUUAUGCUGGAGCAGAGUAUCCCAAUGCAGGUGGAAAUCAACUCACAACGCGUGCACACGGAGAGAUUGGGCACCGAGAACAAAAACCUCAGGGAAGCCAUAGCUGAUAACACUCGCAUGUUGGAGGAGAAGCAUGCCGCCGAAAUCCAGCAGUACCAGGAUAAAUUGGCCAAGGUAAACGAGCAGCGCGGCAAUGAGCUGGAGCGGAAUCGUAGAGCGAUCUCUGGCCUGCAGGCGCAAAUUGAAAAGGCUUCCCUGGAGAAAGCUGACCUCAAGUCAGCACAAGAGCAGGCCGAGCAGCGAUGUCAAACACUGGGAGAGGAGCUAUCCUGUUGCAAGUCGCGAGUGUGCACCUUGAAGGAGCAGAAUGACAAACUGCAAGGGGAGCUAGCCAAUGCCAGAAAGCAGGAGCGCAAGUUGGAGUACAAGAUUGAGGAUCUUAAGCAGCACACAGCCGAACUGCAGGAGCACAUACAAAAGGGCAAUAAGGAGAAGGCCAACCUAUCCGCUGAACUGGAGGCGGAGAAGAAAAUUUUGCACACCAAGCGACAGGCCUUGGAAAUGGCCUCUGAGGAAAUCUCCAAGGCCAACCAGAUAAUCCUCAAGCAGAGCCAGGAGCUGCUCAACCACAAGAAGACCAUUGCCUGGCGCACCGAGGUGGCUCUGCAGCAGGAAAAGGCCGUCCAGGCCAAGGACAGUCUGCUAACCCUGCGCGAGGAUGAACUGCGUGAGGCACGUAUAACCAUAGAAAAACUGCGCGAGGAAAUCCCCCAGCAACUGCAAUCUAUGAGAAACUUUGCUCAGAGCUUAGAGCAGAAGUAUUCCAAACAGAUCCUCAUCCUAAAAGAAAGGUUAUCUAUUCCCACUGGAAAGGAAAAUCGUAGAUAGUUCAACUUAUUGUUAGUGCAUUUCUCGUUUUUGUACAAGUUUAGUAAAGUUAGUUGUAUUGUUCGGCUCUAGUCAUAA